AUGAUUCGCCAGACGCUGGCAAACGUCACGGGUGGCGUCGAGUACGACACGCAGUACGCAGCGGACAUUUCCCAGCUUAGCGAAGCUGGUACACGAGAUGUCCUCAACAAGAUCAACACGUUGCUUCAGCAGUGUCCAGGCCACAAGUUCGCUCUUCUAGGCUACAGUCAAGGAGCGACAGUGACGACGGAAGCGCUGACCAGGAUACCGAACAACAGCGACGCGUUCAAGGCCGUCGUGGCGGUGGUGACGGUGGGCAAUCCUAGACACAACAAGAAUUUGCAGUCCAACUUUGAUACGGAUGGUGGCAAAUCUACGGCGCAGGGCUUCGGUCUGCUAUCCUACCUGCCACCCAUUCCCGGUUACUGGGACAAGAGCGGCAAGGUUUUGGACGUUUGUGCUCAUGGGGAUGGCGUUUGCGAUGUGACGAGCGGAAUCGGCGUCGGACCCGCUCACUUUCUGUACACCACCAGUCAAUUCACCCAAGAUAGGUCCACGGAGAUGAUGACCGCUGGAUUCAGGGACGGGGAAGCAAACUCCACGAGCCCGACUGGAAACAAUGGAGGCAACAACGGCAGCGACAAUGGAGGAAGCGGCGGCAACUCGGAUGCGGCCACUCACCUCUCUUCCGAUGCUUCUCGACACGCCACACUUCUCGUCGCUGGUCUAUUGGCUAUUGGCCUCUCCACCUUCUGA
This is a messenger RNA of Ceraceosorus bombacis, 696 nucleotides long. NCBI's taxonomy places the organism in Eukaryota, Fungi, Basidiomycota, Exobasidiomycetes, Ceraceosorales, Ceraceosoraceae. The record is from the annotation of a GenBank genome assembly.